CCAUCUCCCCGACGCCGUCGUCCGUCUCGCCCUCCCAACUCCCAAGAGGCCAAGCUCCAGCUCUCGCCUUCUCCUCUCCACCUUCCGCGUGGGUCUUCCACGUUCACCAUCGGUCCGCCCGCGCGCGUGACCGCAUCAUUGCGCCAUCAGCCGAGCCGCCCAGUCCCUCCCUCUCCCCCAUCGCCGCGCCGGACGACCGGACCAAACGCCACCGAACGCCAUAAUGGAUUAAUGGUGGGCAAGUACGAGUAGGAAGGAAGGAGAGGGGCUAUACACUACACUACACUGCCUGUCUGCCUGCUCCACUUCACUCCAGACCUCUGAGCGCGCGUCGUACUUGUACCGUUCGUGAGCGCGCCCGCACCAGCCACCAGCUCCGGCAGCGGCAGCGGCAGCGGCAGGCAGGCACGGGAUGGGGUGCAAGGGGUCCAAGCUCGACGACCAGGAGGCCGUCGCGCUCUGCCGCGCGCGCGCCGAGCUGCUCGCCGCGGCCGUCCGCCACCGCUACGCGCUCGCCGACGCGCACGCGGCGCUCGCGGACUCCAUCGAGUCGGUCGCCGCGCCGCUGCACCGCCUCCUCCGUCUGCAGCAGGCGGCCGAGUCGCCGCCGGGGCUCACGCUGCCCUCCGCGCGCAAGGGCGGUGGUGGCGCGCCCGCCAGCCGGCUGCCGCGCUCCUUCGACACGUCGUCUGCCCACGCCCAUUCCUCGCGCCUCCAGUUCGGCGCGUCGCCCGGAUCCGAGCCGGCGUCGUCGCCGGCCGAGGCCGACUCGCCUCCGCGCCGCGUCCCCGAGCAGCUGCAGCAACCGCACCCGCACCCGCAUUACGCCGCGUACGGGUACGAGUACGACUACGCGACGCAGCCCGCGUACGCGUACCCGGCGCCGGCGGGCUCGCUGCAGUUCUACUACGCUCGCAGCCGCCCGCCCCCCGCGUCCGUCGCCGUCACGCAGCGCGCGCCGGGGCCGCCGGAGCGCGUGCGCUUCGGCUCCUUCGACGCGCCGGGCGGCUACCCGCAGCACCACUACGCCUACAGCGCCCAGCGGGCCCCGGCACCGCCUCCGGCAGCGCUGCAGCGGGCGGCUCCGCCUUCGCCGCCGAAGGCGAGCUCGUGGGACUUCCUCAACGUGUUCGAGAACUACGACUCGUACGACAGCUACUACUACGACUCCGCCACGGCAGCUGCUGCGGCCGCGGCGCCGUACACGCCGAGCCGGAGCUCGCGGGAGGUGCGCGAGGAGGAGGGCAUCCCGGACCUGGAGGACGACGACGAUGAAGACAGCUUGGUCGUCAAAGAGGUGGCCGGGCAGUACUCAGCGCCUGGGAGUGGCGGUGCCCGCAGCCGGCGCAGCUCGCUUGGCGGUGUCAGUAGCACCGCCGAGCUCGACCAGCCGGAGAAUGUUAUCGCCCACAAGGACGUCAUCGGCGAGUUACGGCGAAGGCCAACAGCACAUGGUAAUGUGUCGGUGCACGCUCCACCACCUCCCGCGCGGAGGGCCGUUGACAAUGCGAAUGUAGCUGGCGAAAUCAAGGCACAGCUUGUGCGCACGGCCGAGGCGGCUAGGCAGCUCGCGCCGAUGCUCGAAGUCGGGAGGCCAAGCUACCAAGGCCGCAGCUCAGUCUACCAAUCUUCCUCGAAGAUGAUGUCGGCUAUCUCCGUAGCUCAUUUGGGGUGCAAAGACAUGGACGUGUUGGACGUCGGAGUGGUAGGGAAGAUGGUGGACACGCGGAGCCUAUCCUCGGCACUUGAGAAGCUCUAUUUCUGGGAGAGGAAGCUGUAUAAUGAGGUCAAGGCUGAGGAGAAAAUGCGCUUACUUAUUGCCAAAAACUCCAAGCGACUGAAAUUAUUAGAUCAAAAGGGUGCAGAGCCUCAAAAGAUUGAUGCAACUCGAAAUUUGCUGAGGAAGCUUUCAACAAAGAUAAGGAUAGCUGUGCGUGUUAUAGCCAAGAUUUCAAGAAAAAUAAACAAAUUAAGGGAUGAGGAAUUGUGGCCGCAAGUCAACGCUUUGAUCCAAGGGUUUGUAUUAAUGUGGCAUGAUAAAUUGGACUGUUACCAUAGUCAGUGUCAAGUGAUAUCAGAAGCCAAAAACUUUACUUCAGUUUUGUCAGGUGGAAAUGGCCAGGAUUUGGUGUUGGAGCUUGAGGUAGAGCUGAUUAAAUGGAUCAUCAGUUUUUCCUCUUGGGUGAAUUCACAAAGAAACUUUGUUAAGGCACUGAAUGGAUGGCUAGCACUCUGUCUUAAUUACGAGCCUGAGGACAACACUACUGGAGUUCCACCUUAUUCACCAGGAAGCAUAGGUGCUCCAUUGGUUUUUGUUACCUGCAACAAAUGGUCUCAAGCCAUGGAUCGGAUUUCUGAGAAGGAUGUGGUUAACACCAUGCAAGCUCUUGUGUCUAGCGUGCGGCACCUGUGGGAGCAGCAGCAUCUUGAGCAAAGCGAACAAAUAAUCUCGAUUCGAGAAAGGGAAAAAUGGAUCAAGAUUUUGGAGAGGAAGACCCAAGAGAUUAAUAAGGAGGCAGAUGAACUAAACAGGAAGCUGGCGUUAAUACCAAGCCGGCAGAGACUGCAUGUGCCUCGGAGUGUACAACUGUACGAGGCGCAUUGUGUUGAGGCAAGUAACUUGCACAUAAAUCUGAGGCUGGUUCUUGAAGCUUUAGAGAACUUUGCUGCCAAUUCAUUGCAAGCUUUCCAGGAUGUGUCAAAAAGUGCUGAAGGGACAAGGCUGCCAAGAGAUAAUGUGAGGAGAGAGCACCAUAGUUCGAAUAGAAGUUUAAACUACAAAACCAGCUCGUAAGAUGCAGAGCUGGUAGCAUGAUGACUCGUUCAGGUGUAGCGUGGUGGCUUCCUGUGCAGAUGAAACUUGGAUGGGGUCCUGUGCCACAGACACAACUUGAAUGGGUUUUUGAGCCGUUGAAAAUCUGACAUUCAGUUUGGGUUAGUGAUAGAUUUUUUUUGGGGGGCAAGAAUAGAAAAAUCCAUUCAGAAAGAGCGUUUUGCCCAGUGUUCAGGUGCGUUAUUUGCCUUGGUUAGGUCACAAGGUUAUACCGGUUGCGAAGACUGAGCAGAAAUAUGGUGCAGGCUCGGGGCGGUUCCUAGAUGUCGCUUCUAGCCUUCUACGAAGUACUAACCCGGCUACACGAAGUUGGAUUUUGGUGACAGUGUAUGUAAAGUGACUGAAUGUAAAAUCAGUCAAAUGUGCAUUCCUGAACGAUCUUUUGCCACACGAAGUUGUACAUAUUUAUGGUGUAUUUGCAAUCAUCUUACUUUGCA
Messenger RNA from Sorghum bicolor (sorghum), 3270 nucleotides. RefSeq lists its product as uncharacterized. The transcript is spliced from 4 exons. The coding region runs from base 413 to 2794 and encodes 793 amino acids. Lineage: Eukaryota; Viridiplantae; Streptophyta; Magnoliopsida; Poales; Poaceae. The record is from RefSeq and is a predicted model, not a curated record.